Messenger RNA from Exophiala dermatitidis NIH/UT8656, 2477 nucleotides. RefSeq names its product transcriptional regulatory protein GAL4. The coding region runs from base 75 to 2090 and encodes 671 amino acids. Gene Ontology annotation, biological process: positive regulation of transcription by RNA polymerase II; DNA-templated transcription. The record is from RefSeq and is a predicted model, not a curated record. NCBI's taxonomy places the organism in Eukaryota, Fungi, Ascomycota, Eurotiomycetes, Chaetothyriales, Herpotrichiellaceae. Gene Ontology annotation, molecular function: DNA-binding transcription factor activity, RNA polymerase II-specific; zinc ion binding; sequence-specific DNA binding. The transcript is spliced from 8 exons.
CUUCGUUCUCCAGACUUGUUUCCACGAGCUCGCCAUGCAGGAUUCUACCCCGGAUUCAUCCCACGGUUGUCUCCAUGCCUGAUCAGCCACUUUCUCCAGGUCGCCGCGCCUCGGUUCCACGCACGAGGGUGUCGCGUGCAUGUGUUGCAUGCCAACAGAAGAAGCAGAAGUGUGAUGGCCAAACCCCAUCGUGCAAUAACUGCCUUCGGGCAAACAGAAUAUGUGUAAGCCAGGAUCCGGCGACCAAGCGACGACAUCCACGGGGGUACCUGGAGUCCCUUGAGCAGCAUAAUUCGCUGCUUGAAAAUCAUGUCGCCUUCCUCGAACGGAAGAUCCGAGAAAUGCAGCCAGACACAGACAUAGACCUGUUGCAGAACACUGGAACUGAGCAAAAUGUGGACGUCCAUCAGGACACCUGCUCAACGCAUGAGAGCAGUCGCAGCACUGUUAGUCCGGGAGAUGCAGGCGUUGCAGAGGUUGCCGAAGUUCGCAAUGACAGCAACGACAGCCCUCAUAACUUCUCGAACUUGGAAUUGUUAUGCCUGCAGUCAGCUGGGGCAGAGCGUCACUACUUUGGGGCCUCGUCAGCCUACUCGUUUACCAAGAUGUUUUCGGCAUCCCUUCGAGCAGUUCGAGCACAAGGUCCGGGUAUGACUAUGUCGGGUAUCGCAGACAAAUCAGUUCAAGCUCGGCCACGGGCAACUCCAGCUCCACUACCUGGCAGAGCCUACACAAGCAUGUUAACAUCGGCCUACUUUGAACAAGUGCACCCCCAGUUCCCCUUUCUUCACCGCCCGACUUACCUCGAGUGGGAGGAAGAGGUGAUGACAGCAUGUGAGGGCGGCUAUACACCGAAUCCUACAAAAGCCUUCUUUGUAUUCGCGUUGUGCGCCGUAGGAGCUUUGACAGGUCCAUUGGCUGGGGGUUCGCUUCCCGAGGGCCUGUACGCAUCGGCGGAGAAUUUGUUCGAGCAUGUCAUGCAGCUCAACACUUUAGAGUCCAUACAAGCCAUCCUUUGUUGUGCCAUGUAUUCCAUCCGGUCGCCGGUGGGUGUCUCAGUUUGGAUGCUUUCUGGGCUUGCCCUCCGACAGUGUACCGAAUUGGGCCUCCAUCGAAAGAUACCAUGGUAUAAGCUUGAUUCCAAUGCCCUGAGAACUCAAAUCAGAAGGCGUGUGUUUUGGUGCUGUUACAAUCUGGACCGAGCCAUGUCCGUGACCCUGGGACGGCCGCAGAGCAUCACGGAUAACGACAUUGAUGUGCAGUUUCCUCUUGACAUCGACGAUGAAAACAUAACAGCAUCCGGGGUGUUAUGUGAGCCAAGAAGGUCCAACUUAGAUCCAAGCACUACCAUGUCAGCUGCAAUUCACACUAUCCGUCUUCGCCAGAUCUGGGCUCGAAUUCAAAGUUCCGUAUAUCCUCAGGUUGGCGCAGGCUCCACAGCAACGCCGGACUCGGUCAUUCUGAGCCUCAAACGUGAGCUUGACGAGUGGCUAGACUCGUCCCCAAGCCAACUGGCUUCCAACCGGGAGCACAACAAUGCUUUUGGCUCACGAGAGUGGUUUGAAAUGAUGUAUCACCACUCAAUCCUCCUGCUCCACCGCUACCGUCUUCUUAGUCCCCAGAGCGAUGUUCCUCCUGCUACUUACCUGGAGUGUGCACAAUCUGCGGCGCUUCUCUGCACGGGAUAUCGACAAUUUUACAUCAGCGACCGUCUCACUGACACGUGGGCUGGGUUGCACAACCUAUUCCUUGGUGGAGUCACGUUUCUGUACUGUUUGUGGUCGAGUCCAGAGGUGCGGGCGCAAUUUCGUCUGGACAAGGUGUCCACUACCUGCACGGCUUGUGCUGUUGUUUUAGCCAUCAUGGCAGAACGGUGGGCAGCGGCGGGCCCGUAUCGUGACGCGUUCGACAUGCUCACCAACACCACCUUGACCAUGCUGGCAGAGAGGGGGACCAAAUCCACCGAACCAACCUUUCCCGUCUUCUCCAUAUCCGCCAACGAUCAGUUCUCCGGAUACUUGUCACAUAUGGCCGAAGUCGGAAUUGGCGCUUCUGUAGAGGAGUUGUUGUCGAGCAUGCUGGACUACUAAACCAAUUGCUUCCAUGCCGGGCCCCGUCAAGGCCAUAACGUCAGCGCAGGUGUGGUCAGCAUGUUUGCGCGUCGAGCAGAGUCUUCGCGUUGUAUCGUACUGCACGGGCUAGCCCCGUCUGUUUUAAAGGAAGGAAGACAGCACAUGAAUGAACAGUUUUAAGUGAAGUUGUGAUUUCACGGAGGACUUGUCCUAUUUCAACGGGGCCUGGGGCCUCGUCAGACUAUAUACUUUCUAGGGGUUAUACGAUAGCGUACGACGCUAGUCGAGACCGAAAGACGAUCCUCGACGUCUUUAUAAUACUUAGUACGUAGAGUGCCUAUUUUAUUAUAUCCUCCUCUAUCUAGACCGUUAAAUAGCCUUAUUCGUCGUCGAAGAAUAUCGAGU